Colletotrichum karsti is the source of this 2820-nucleotide messenger RNA. RefSeq lists its product as uncharacterized. The record is from RefSeq and is a predicted model, not a curated record. Lineage: Eukaryota; Fungi; Ascomycota; Sordariomycetes; Glomerellales; Glomerellaceae. The coding region runs from base 1 to 2820 and encodes 939 amino acids. Gene Ontology annotation, molecular function: oxidoreductase activity, acting on paired donors, with incorporation or reduction of molecular oxygen; monooxygenase activity; iron ion binding. The transcript is spliced from 8 exons.
AUGGACAACAUGGCGAAAUCAUCAAAAUACGGCGACGACACCCACGAGAUGGCCCCAGUGGCGUCCAACCUCGGACAGGUUCUCGAGGACAACUCGGUGACCCACGACGCCGUCUUCGGUACCAUUACAGCCGAUGGACCAAACUAUCGUAAUGUGGGAUGGCUAGGGACAUCAGUCCUGAUGAUGAAGACUCAGAUUGGUCUCGGCGUUCUCUCCAUGCCGUCCAUUUUUGAUGUCCUGGGAAUCGUCCCAGGCGUCAUUAUUCUGUGUAGCAUCGCUGCCAUCACCACGUGGUCAGAUUAUAUGGUUGGCGUUUUCAAGCUGCGCCAUCCGCAGGUAUAUGGCAUGGACGAUGUGGGAGAGCUUCUGUUCGGCCGCAUUGGACGGGAGGUCUUUGGCGCGUUCUUCGUCUUGUUCUUUACUUUCACGGCCAGCUCUGCCAUGAUAGGGGUGUCUACCGCCUUGAAUGCUGUGUCGCAUCACGGUGCUUGCACUGCGAUCUUUGUUGCCGUCGCCGCCAUCGCUAGUCUCUCUCUCGCCAGCAUCAGGACUCUCGGGCGUAUGAGUUGGCUUGCAUGGAUUGGUGUCGCAAGUAUCAUGGUUGCAGUUUUCACCGUCACGAUCGCCGUGGGUCUCCAAGACCGUCCUGCUGCAGCGCCCCAGACUGGGGAUUUCGUGUCCGACUUUAAGAUCAUCAACAAUCCGAGCUUCACAAAAGCUAUUGCGUCGAUCUCCUCGAUAGUUUUCUCAUACGCUGGUACCGGGGCCUUCUUUCCGAUCGCUGCAGAGAUGCGCGAUCCGCGCUAUUACACCCGCGCACUGCUUCUCUGUCAAAGUGUGGUUACUGCUGUCUACGUUGCAGUAGGCGUGGUAGUGUACUACUAUUGUGGCUCGUAUGUGUCCUCGCCUGCGCUUGGAUCCGCAGGCCCGUUGGUGAAGAAAGUAGCUUAUGGCCUUGGUAUUGCUGGCCUGCUCGUAUCUUCAACUCUCGUUACUCAUCUGGCUAGCAAGCACGUAUUUGUAAGAAUCCUCCGCGGUUCGAAGCAUCUCACGGCCAACAGUGCUAUUCAUUGGUUGACUUGGCUUGGGUCAACAUCUGGUGUGACUUUGGUAGCAUACCUGGUUGCUAGCGGUAUUCCGGUUUUCAACAGUCUAAUCUCACUUGUUGGCGCUCUUUUGGGUACUUUCAUGUCAUUCCAACCGAUGGGUUGCAUGUGGCUGUACGACAACUGGGGCAAGGGCAAAGCACAUCCGACGAUGAGGUGGCGACUCAUGGUGGCUUGGAGCCUUUUUGUAAUCGUCUCUGGGACCUUUCUGAUGAUCGCGGGAACAUACAGCGCAAUCAUGGGCAUCAUUGAUGAUUACAACAAGUCAGGAGGAUCGGCACAUCCCAAUGAGGUACCGGCGGAGACGUACAGAAAAUGGGCGAAAGCAUACGGUCCUGUCUUCCAAAUCCAGCUGGGCAACACCACAGGCGUCGUGGUGAAUUCGGUCGAUUCUGCAAAACAGCUUUUUCUCGGUCAGCGGCACGCCACGAACUCCCGGCCAAUGUUCUAUGUCUUCCACAAGCAAGUCAGCAAGGCCGUUACCAGUAUUGGCACCAGCCCUUGGGACGAAUCUUGCAAGAACCGUCGCAAGCUUGCCGCUGGCGCGCUCAACAAGCCUCGUGUAGAGAGCUACGCUCCGAUUCUGAAUCUUGAGGCGAGAGAGUUUCUCAAGAAUCUUUUCUCGGAAUGUCGAGAUGGUUCAGAGAAAAUCGACUUCCGCCCUGCGGUCCGGCGUUUUUCUCUCAAUCUCAGCUUGACGUUGAAUUACGGCACUCGGGUUUCUAAGGUCAAGUCCCUAAAAGAAGACCCUUUAUUGGCUGAAAUCAUCUAUGUCGAAUCAGAGAUAUCCAAGUUUCGCGAUACAGGGAAGAAUUAUGCUAACUACAUCCCCCUGCUUCGGUAUUGGGAGCCUAUCGCACAAACUUUGCGCCUCCGCAAGAACCCAAAAAACCAUGCAUCUGACAUCGGCAAACGACGACUGUUAUACAAUGAUACUCUUCUGGAAAAGCUGAAAAUGGAAGUGGAAAGGGGCGAGGACAAACCUUGUAUUCAGGGGACGGUGUUGAAAGAUCCUGAAUCGGCCAUUCUGACCCGCGAGGAGUUGAUCAGCGUUAGUUUGAGCAUGAUGGCUGGGGCAGAUUCAAACCAACCGACGUUGGCCUGGGCCAUUCUUCUUCUGGCUCAUCGUCCGGAUAUCCAAGAUAAAGCAUAUAUCGCCAUUAGAGAUGCAGGAGUGCUCCAGAAACCUUCGAAUGCCUAUGCCUCAACCAAGAUCGAGUACAUUGAUGCAUUGACGAAGGAGGUCUCUCGGUAUUUCGUUGCCCUGAAGUUGGCCUUACCGAAAGCUACCUAUUCCGACGUCGUCUGGGGUUCCGCCACCAUCCCACCUAAUACUCUCGUGUUCCUUAACAGUUGGGCCUGCAACAGAGACCCAGAUGUGUUCAGCGAUCCCGAUGUCUUUGUCCCUGAGCGUUGGCUACCCAAUGCGUCUAAUCAAUAUGCCCACCAGUUCGCCUUUGGCAUUGGUGGACGCAUGUGUGUCGCGUCACAUCUAGCCCACAACGCACUUUACACCGCAUUCUUGCAUCUUAUCGCCCGUUUUCAAAUACUUCCUGCAGAUGGAACAACUUCUGAAGAAAUCGACCCUCUCAAAGGGCUGCAAGGGCUGUCUUUCGUUGCGACACCCAAAGGGUUUCAGGCAAGAUUCGUGCCUCGAGAAGGUGUUGCUGUGGAGGCCUGGUUGAACAACCCCGACGAUGCCAACAUACUCUAA